Molecule: messenger RNA, 573 nt
Organism: Lithohypha guttulata
Lineage: Eukaryota; Fungi; Ascomycota; Eurotiomycetes; Chaetothyriales; Trichomeriaceae
Exons: 3
Coding region: 1-573 (190 amino acids)
Source: RefSeq, a predicted model, not a curated record
AUGUCUGCGCUAUCCGCUCGUAGCAUCACCUCUGAGAUGAAUAAUCUCAACCCAUUCACACCACCACCCAGCGAUUCUAGAGCUGUGUUCAAUCGUCGACGUCGCAACCACACUGACCAUGGCCAUCCGGCAUUGUCCUCCAGCUCGCAUGAACAACGUUUUGCACUAGGCUCUCGUGAAGAUGUGCAGCAGGAAGACUAUGUGAGCCCUAUAGCUGCAAUGUACACCAGAGCCUGGACACGCUUUAGAAAUGCGGAAGAAGCUCGACAGACAACGUCCGGGAGGACUUUAGGAGAUGGGCUUGACUUGAUUUCGAUGCAACAGCCUGAAGCUCGAUAUACCAUCAGCAAUGGCCCGCCACAGGACACCACACAUGGAACUAACUUCAAUGAGCACGAUGCAUCCUUCAGAAAUGGCCCAGCAUCUCGUCCACUAGUCAAUCCUCUUUACUCACAAGACUACCAACCUCAACAUAACACGCAUCGACGGGUCUACCACUCUGAUACAUAUGCGGAGGCGAUAGGAAAUCCUUAUGCAAAUCCAUUCGACGACGCAAGUGGACUUGGGUUGUAA